AUGGAGUCCGCAUCAACAAGAUUCUUCACCAUCCCCGAGCUCCUCGCCAUGCUGAUACUACGCCUCAACCAUAAUGAGAUUUCAAAACUGAUGCGAACAAGUAGGCUCAUGCACCAACUCUGUACUCCUGCUCACUAUCACAGCGUCGACUCCAACUUCAGACCUGGCCACAAGACCCUCCUUAGCUCCAAACAAUGCAUCCGUGCGCUCUACAAGAACGUUAGCUUUGUUCGACAGCUCGUUCUCGGACUCGAGGACCUUAUCUAUUACUUUAAUUGCGUCGUCGACUACCAGGAUCGGCUCUCACACGAAACAGGACAACCUCUAUUGGAACAGCCACGAUGGCUUUACCCGCGAGACCGCCAUACCUGCCCAGUACUGCCGAUACCCCCCAUGAUGUUUCUAACCAGUCUUGAGAUCGAUAUCCACUACCCAUCCAAGACUGCGGAAAUGAGCGUGUGCCCGUAUUCUCUACCGACCUAUCGUGACCCGAGGGCGACCACCACCAGGAUCUGUUGGUUGUUACAACUCAACCCACAUCUUACGCGUGUCACCAUAGCAGGGUUCGUCUUCAAGGACAACCGGGAUACCCUCCUGCUCACAACAUCGAUAUUUGGUUUGGACAGGUUGCAGGAUCUCUAUAUUUCAGCCAUGUACUGGGAGCCCACCGAUCUGAAGCUGAUACCCAACAUUUUUUUCAGCUGCCCACCGUCUUUGCGGGUGUUGAGCAUUGACCUAUGUUGGGAAGACAGACAAGAAUAUUACGGCGUGCUCACGACCGAAUAUCAACGUCGACAACCAGGAAGGCUGCAUUUAUGGGAAGUGGAGGACAAGGAGUGUGGUCUGACAGCGGUGCCCCAACGAGAGGAGCCAUUGGUGCGCUUGACGACGCUCAUGCUAACGGAUACGGACGAGUUUGUUGAUCAGAGGGUUAUGGGAUCGAUCCUGGCGCACUGUCCCAACCUCCGCAACAUGAAGAUGCCCUGCACCGAUAAGACCGAGGACAACGAUGACAACAAGGCCCUAGCCACAGUAGUCGCCAGAUCCUGCCCAAAGUUGCGCAACUUGACCUAUCAGGAUCACAUCGACGGCGGUGCGAACGGUGCGCUGUUAUUACGGAUCAUGGAUGCACUGCCCCCACAGCAGGUUGAGCAGUUGACAUGCGAGAGGAGACCAUUUAAGAUUCGUGGACUGGAUGUAACGACACUGUUCAAGAGGCAUUCGACUACACUGCGUACUCUUUGUUUGGUUGGCUGUCGGAAUGUGCGGUCCAAGGCGAUUAAAAUCCUUCUGGAUGAUUGUCGAGGUAUUGAGAGGUUGGAGGUUUCUUGGGGUGGUGACCGACAUGAGCUUUGUAUUGACCUGGAAGAUGCGGUCGAGAUUCCAUGGGCAUGUAUCCGGGUCGAGUCACUUGUGCUCACGAUUGCCGUUCCAGACGAGCCGUUACACUUGCACACUGGAACUGAGCCCUACUACAACCGCCCCCCACCAACAACACUCUCGGAAGCGGAGAAGGAGCAGUUUGAGCAGCUGGAGGCCCUCUAUCGUCAAAUCGGAACACUCACGGAGCUGACGUGUCUCAACCUGGAAGUCUUCUACUACGACCCGCAAGGCGUCCGUCCGUUAUCAAAUUGUACAGGGUCCAACACAUUCCCCGGUAUGCUGAGCCUCGGCGACUGCAGAUAUGAACGUCCGGGAUUCCUGCACCACUUGGCAGGGCUGACAAAUCUGAGAGUCCUUGCCGGGUCGAUCUCUGCGACGACUGACGAAACCAGCAUGACGAUGGGGCGGGCGGAGGCAGAGUGGAUAUAUUCCAAUUGGCCGGCCCUGGAAAAGGCGAAUUUCUUUCCGAGAAAUUGCCAUAUCCGCGCGCCUUACAAGUGGCUGCAGGAACAGCGGGACAAUUUGAAAAUAUCUCUUUUUUAG
This is a messenger RNA of Linnemannia hyalina, 1926 nucleotides long. Lineage: Eukaryota; Fungi; Mortierellomycota; Mortierellomycetes; Mortierellales; Mortierellaceae. The record is from the annotation of a GenBank genome assembly.